Molecule: messenger RNA, 1635 nt
Organism: Rhinocladiella mackenziei CBS 650.93
Lineage: Eukaryota; Fungi; Ascomycota; Eurotiomycetes; Chaetothyriales; Herpotrichiellaceae
Exons: 2
Coding region: 1-1635 (544 amino acids)
Biological process (GO): positive regulation of transcription by RNA polymerase II
Cellular component (GO): nucleus
Molecular function (GO): zinc ion binding; transcription cis-regulatory region binding; DNA-binding transcription factor activity, RNA polymerase II-specific
Source: RefSeq, a predicted model, not a curated record
AUGAGUCUUCGCUUAUCGUCUCUCGACCCCAACCAGCCCCGGGCUGCAAAAGACUGCCGAACCUGCAACCGCCGAAGAAUCAAGUGUGAUCGGAGCCUUCCCACAUGCAAGAAGUGCGCCCUCAAAGAACUAAAAUGUCCUGGUUACGGUCUACGCAUUCAAUGGGGUCAAGGAGUAGCCAGUAGGGGCAAACUCACGGGGAGAGCCUUGCCCGUUCUCGAGCCUGCCCCGUCUCCCAUCCCCAAUUCUACUGGUCCAAAUCAAGAGAGAGCGAGCCCCAGAAGUCUCACUCCUGCAGAGUCGUCGGACUCACGCGAGCAGGGUUUCGAUUCCGUGCAGCGAGCAGAACCCGACCGUCCCACGACGGUCCCUCAUACGCUCCGGAAUGCGUUUCAUCCAGUCUAUGACGAAAGCGCCUUCCGAAAUCCGUUUGCCCUAAACCUUGAUCUGUCGGCAUAUCAUCUUCCAGAGUACUUGCACGGAAAAUCGGUUCAGAAGCUCAUCCACUACUUUGACAAUGUGGUUGCACGGAUUAUGCCUUGGGUUGACGGACCGGAAAAUGCCUGGCGAACAUUGAUGCUGCCCCUCGCCAUGGAAUCGCCCUCACUCCUCCUCGCCAUCUUGGCCCUGUCGGCGGAACAUUAUUCGUCAAAGAUGGGAUCGACCUGGUCGACCGACGAUGGUCUUUGCUCCAGCCACUACCGGGACAAAAGCUUGUUGUUACUGGCCCAAAAUUUGCGGACCGAGAUAACGGAGGAUGCGUCGGUGGCCCGUCGGGGUGCGGCCAGCGCCAUGUUGGCCACGAUUCUGAUUCUUUGCAAUCUGGAAAUGAUUCGAUGCGAUUCAAUUAUUUGGCGUGUCCACUGGAAAGCGGCCAGAACCAUUACAAGACGAUGGACCUCUCAUCAUCACUCUUCCCACGUCCUCGACGAUACGUGUCGAUUUCUCGUCAAGGAAGCAUUCGUCUAUGACGUUUUUGGGUCGUCGACGACGUUCGACAGCGACGGCGAGAUACUCUGCUCGGCCUUAAGUGAUAAAGAUGCCCAUGUCUUCACGGACUGGUUGCAACUGGUUCAGGAAGUGACUCGUGCUGAACGUUCUCGGCAUGACAACCUGUCGGCCGACGAGUACUCCCAGAGUCUGGCCGAUAUGCGAGUCUUGCAAGAUCGGUUUGAUUAUGCUCGAAAUCGCUCGUUGCAUUUCAGCCGGACCAUGGACUUCGGAUCCAAGGAGCUGUACAGUGACUUCACGGUUCUAAUUGACAUUUUUCACUAUGCCGGACUGGUAUAUGGUUACCAGGCCCUUGUCGACCCACAAGAAUGUGCCGCGGCAAAGCCAGCCUGCGUCAGUGCCGUCAUCAGCAGCAUCGGCCAGGUCGAAAACAGUAACGCAUUCCAGCACGACUUUGUCUGGCCCUUGUUCAUCGUCGGCACCGAGAGCAGACAUAACAGGGAGACACAAGCAUUUGCAGAGACCAAAUUACUGCAAGCCAUGAGCUCGACCGGGUUUUCCAACUGUUACCCAGCUCUAGAGUUUCUGCGACGUUUCUGGGCCACCGAUCCCACCCAUGUAGCCGAUUGGAUGCAAUUUGCUCGUCAAGAAUCAAGGCAAGGCUUGAAUUUCUUGGUCAUAUGA